Molecule: messenger RNA, 1723 nt
Organism: Pelagomonas calceolata
Lineage: Eukaryota; Pelagophyceae; Pelagomonadales; Pelagomonadaceae
Source: the annotation of a GenBank genome assembly
AAGCUCAAAACAGUGCAGCCUGACGCGUACACGACGCUAGAGCCUAGACACACUUCGGCACCCGUAAGAGUGCCGUUCCAAGCGCGUAACCCCAGCGCUUUGCAACAGCGCCGGUGGUAAAGGCAGCUCUGCACCCAACCAGCACUGGUGCUCUCCGCCGCCAUCUAGCUCGCUGAUGCGAACGCUCGCGAAAGUAACAGCGAUGAGCCUCCUCACCACGCUCGCGCGCGCGUUCACGACGGCGGCGCCGCGCCGGGCGCGCCUCCGCGCGCUCCGCGCGGAGGACACGAUCUACGCGCUGAGCUCGGGUCGGGGCGUGGCCGGCGUCGCCGUGGUGCGAGUGUCGGGCCCGCUCGCGGCGCCGGCGCUCGAGCGGUUGACGGGCAAGAAGCCGCCGGAAGUGAGAAGAGCCUCGCUGCGGAGCCUCAGGGCGCCAGGGACGGGCGAAUUGCUGGACGAGGCGCUCGUGCUGCGCUUUGAGGCGCCGAAGUCGUUCACGGGCGAGGACGUCGUGGAACUGCACUGCCACGGCGGCCGCGCGACCGUCGACGGCGUCCUCGAGGCGCUUGACGGCGUCGAGGGCCUGCGCGCGGCGGAGCGCGGCGAGUUCACGCGGCGCGCCUACGCGGCGGGCAAGCUGGGAUUGACCGAGGUCGAGGGCCUCGCGGACUUGCUCAUGGCGACGACGCCGACGCAGCGGCGCCAGGCGCUGGCCCAGGCCGGCGGCGCGCUUGAAAAAAGGUACGAGAGCUGGCGUAGUACGCUCCGGAGCUGUCGGGCCCGCGCCGAGGCGCUGGUGGACUUUGGCGAUGAUGUGGAAGGCGACUUGUCGGCCGAGGAGGGGUCCAAAGCGCGGACGGAGAUGGAUUCGCAGCUCAACGCCCUCAUAGGCGAGCUGCGCCGGGCGCUGACCGACGGCUACCGGGGCGAGGCCAUUCGCGAGGGCGUGCGCGUCGUGCUCGCGGGCGCGCCGAACGCGGGGAAGAGCAGCCUGCUCAACGCCCUCGCGCAGCGCGACGCGGCCAUCAUCUCCGACGUGCCCGGCACGACGCGCGACGUGCUCGAGGUGUCCCUGCCGCUGGGCGGCCUCCCAUGCGUGUUGUUUGAUACGGCGGGCCUGCGCGACGCCUCCGACGUUAUCGAGCGGGAGGGCGUCCGGCGGGCGCGCAAUGUGGUCGAGGGGUCGCACGUCGUCGUUUUUGUGGUCGACGCGGCGAAGAUUGAUGAGGGCGCGGACGCGGCGGCGCUCGAGGCGGUCGGCGGGGCGCUCUCCGCGGACCCGCGGCCCGAGCUCGUGAUCUGCGCGAACAAGAUGGAUCUCGUGGAAAAGGACGCCUUGCCGCGGCGGCGGGCCGCGCUCGUGGACGCCGCGCCGGCGGCGAUCGCGCCGCUCGUCGCGGCCGCGCCGCUCGUCGCGGCGACGUCGCUGGACGAGGCCGGCGUGGCCGCGCUCGCGGCGGACCUCGAGGCCCGCGUCGCGGCGCGGUUCCGCGAGGCGGGCGACGAGUACGAGGCGCCGGCGAUCACGCGCGAGCGCCACCGCGGCCACGUGGAGCGCUGCCGCGCGGGGCUCGAGCGGAUCCUCGCGGACCCGUACCUGGAACCCGAGCUGGUCGCCGAGGAGCUGCGGGCGGCGACGGACGACCUGGGCGCCGUCGUCGGCGCCGUCGACACGGAGGCGGUUUUGGACGUGCUGUUCGCGGACUUUUGUAUUGGUAAGUAG